This is a messenger RNA of Talaromyces marneffei, 2103 nucleotides long. RefSeq lists its product as uncharacterized. The transcript is spliced from 3 exons. Gene Ontology annotation, molecular function: DNA binding; histone binding. The record is from RefSeq and is a predicted model, not a curated record. The coding region runs from base 1 to 2103 and encodes 700 amino acids. NCBI's taxonomy places the organism in Eukaryota, Fungi, Ascomycota, Eurotiomycetes, Eurotiales, Trichocomaceae. Gene Ontology annotation, biological process: positive regulation of DNA-templated transcription. Gene Ontology annotation, cellular component: SWI/SNF complex.
AUGGACGAGACGCAUAAUCUUCAGAGUGGAAGUGGCGAGGAGCAUCAACCUCAAGGUGCUGUGCCCGCUGUUGCUGAGACAGCUCAACCUGGAAAUACAUCCAUUCAAAAUACAGAAGCAGUCUCAGAUAACCCCCUAGAUGCUCCUGCGUCUCCGCGCCCUCAGGACAAUGACGCAGAGCCCGAAGACGAAGAAAUGGGCGGCACCGAGACCGAAGCAAAGAAAGAGACAGACAAUGACAAUGAUAUGGGCGUAGACGAUGGCACAGAAGGCGCCCAGGGCGCUGAUGCCAACGCUGAUGCUGGUGCCGAUGAGGUUCAAGAAAAGUCUGCGCUGGAAGCAUCAGCGCGCAACCAUCUUGUUUCUCAAACACAUGCCAUCAUCUUACCAAGCUACUCGUCGUGGUUCGACAUGCAUCAGAUUCACCCGAUCGAAAAGAAGGCGAUGCAAGAGUUUUUUAAUGGCCGGAAUCGAAGCAAAACUCCCGCGGUAUACAAGGACUACAGAGACUUUAUGAUCAACACCUAUCGAUUGAACCCUAUAGAAUACUUGACUGUGACUGCUUGUCGCCGCAAUCUUGCUGGAGAUGUCUGCGCUAUCAUGCGAGUUCACUCUUUCCUCGAGCAGUGGGGACUUAUUAACUACCAAGUUGACCCGCAAACUCGGCCAUCCAACAUUGGACCUCCAUUCACAGGCCACUUCCGUGUCGUUGCAGAUACACCACGUGGCCUUCACGCAUUCCAGCCUGGACCAAACCCUCUCGUCACACCUGGAAAACAAUUGGCGGCUACCGAUCGUGCGGCCUCGGGAACGCCUGUCAAGACUGAUUUGAAUCUGGAAAUUCGACGCAACAUUUACGAUGACAAGGGCAAGGAAAUUACUCCUGCUGCUGAGGACAAGGAAAAACAGACAAAUGGAGACACACCUGCCGCAAAUGGCACAUCAGCCGAAUCUACAAACAAGGCCUUGGAAGCUGCUAUCAGAGAGCCUCAGAAAACCUACAAUUGUUGGUCUUGCGGCAUUGAUUGUACCCGCUUGCGAUUCCACUACGCUAAAUCUGCUCCUGUUUCCGCCAGUUCUAAUGCGCCUGACCGCAAGUACGACAUCUGCCCCAACUGCUUCUUGGAAGCUAGAUUGCCUGCAAGUCAUAGUGCGGCGGAUUUCGUUCGACUUGAGGAGACCGACUACACGCAGAACAAAGACAAGGACGCGGGAUGGUCGGAUUCGGAACUCAUUUUGCUGCUUGAAGGAAUAGAGACUUUUGACGAGGAUUGGCAGCAGAUUGCAGACCAUGUGGGCACAAGGACGAGAGAAGAAUGCGUCAUGAAAUUCCUCCAAUUGGAGAUUGAAGACAAGUACGUCGAGGAUGUUGAGCAAUCACAAGAUGCUACAACACGUUCUCUUCAGGGUCGGGACCCGAUCAGUCAACUCGAUAAUCCUGUACUGUCAGUCGUUGCUUUCCUGUCUCAACUUGCUGAGCCAUCUGUAGCAGCCGCUGCUGCAGGUCGUUCUGUAGAACAGAUCCGAAAGGAGCUUCGAGAUCAAUUGAACAAGGGCCCUUCGGCUGAGAAGGGUAAGGGUAAAGAGGGCGAAGUCAAGGCAGAGGAUUCGAUGGAUAUCGACAUUAUUCGUGAAGCCGAGUCGACAACAGGUCCGACCGAGAAGCGAGAGUCUCUAGCUACAAUUGCUCUUGCCGCUUCUGCUGCGCGUGCUGGUGCACUUGCUUCCCAUGAGGAACGAGAAAUGACACGUCUCGUCUCUGCUGCAGUCAAUGUCACUCUUCAAAAGUUCGAGAUCAAGCUAGCUCAGUUCAACGAAAUGGAAGAGAUCAUCGAGGCUGAGCGACGAGAACUAGAAUUGACCCGACAACAACUCUUUGCCGACCGACUAGCAUUCAAGAAGCGCGUCAAAGACGUGCAGGAUGCUUUUCAGCAAAUCAGCCUUCAAGGACCAGGCGAAGAUACCACUCGGGCUGUCAAUGAUGUCGCUGAUAUCAGCAUGGCCAACCGUUACCAAUUCACCCAAGCCCAAGGCGAUGUAAGCAACGGUGUCCAGCCAUUGAGCGCGCAACCUCCUGCAGACUACAAAACUCUCGAAUUGUAA